UUCCGUCUUGGGCCUGGCAGAAUGGCUCCAGCAAAGAAGGGUGGCAAGAAGAAGAAGAAGGGCCGUUCUGCCAUCAACGAGGUGGUGACCCGAGAACACACCAUCAACAUUCACAAGCGCAUCCAUGGAGUGAGCUUCAAGAAGCGUGCCAGUAGGGCACUCAAAGAAAUCUGGAAAUUUGCCAUGAAGGAGAUGGGGACUCCAGAUGUGCGCACUGAUACCAGGCUCAAUAAAGCCGUCUGGGCCAAAGGAAUAAGGAAUGUUCCAUACCGUAUCCGUGUACGUUUGUCCAGAAAAUGUAAGGAAGAUGAGGACUCCCCAAACAAGCUCUACACAUUGGUAACUUACAUACCUGUUACCACAUUCAAAAAUCUACAGACAGUCAAUGUGGAUGAGAACUAAGCUGCUGAGUGUCAAUAAAGUUGGAGAACUACCA
This is a messenger RNA of Onychomys torridus (southern grasshopper mouse), 436 nucleotides long. Its product is annotated as 60S ribosomal protein L31-like. Gene Ontology annotation, biological process: cytoplasmic translation. NCBI's taxonomy places the organism in Eukaryota, Metazoa, Chordata, Mammalia, Rodentia, Cricetidae. The transcript has a single exon. The record is from RefSeq and is a predicted model, not a curated record. Gene Ontology annotation, molecular function: structural constituent of ribosome. Gene Ontology annotation, cellular component: cytosolic large ribosomal subunit; ribosome. The coding region runs from base 22 to 402 and encodes 126 amino acids.